This is a messenger RNA of Candidula unifasciata, 969 nucleotides long. The record is from the annotation of a GenBank genome assembly. Lineage: Eukaryota; Metazoa; Mollusca; Gastropoda; Stylommatophora; Geomitridae.
CCCUGGGCUAACGACUCGGACCUGGCCAACUACGGAUUUCUGAUGCAGACAGAAUUUUACCAGUUACCUCUGCACAUCGAAUACAUUCUGGUGCGCAUGACGCUGGUUGGCAUCGGGUUGUCAGUGGUUGGAUCGCUGCUGUCGGUAUUUCUCAUCUGCUACGUGCCUAUCCGCAGUGAUGGCCUGUUUGCUGUAGGAAACAUGUGUGUGGCCCUCCUGGGCGCUCAGCUGGCCUUUGCAGGAGCCGAGAAUGCCUUCCCACAGAAGAUCAUGUGCAAGAUCUCCACAGCCUCCAUCCACUACCUGUUCCUGUCGGUCCACUGCUGGGCCUUGGCUUUCUUCCUCCACCUCCUGCUCAAGCUGACGCGCCUGCUCCACGGCAAGCGGGCCAAGAGAAGGUUCGUCCUGGUCAGCAUCGGCUGGGUGGUUCCCAUGGUGAUCGUGGCAACAACAGCCGUUCUUGUGGGUGACAAAUAUGGCGAUGAGAAACUGUGCUGGUUGAGCCCAGACAAUGGAUCCCAUUGGGCCUUUGUUGGCCCUGUCUGCUUCGCCUGUGCUGUGAACGUCACCAUCCUUCUGUUGGUCAUCUUGGUCCAGUUGAAGCAUGACCUCAAGAAGGACGUCUCACUGACCAAACGUCUGAAGAACGCGCUGUCCACUCUGAUGGUCCAGUUUCCGAUCUCCAACGUCACCUGGCUUCUGGGUAUAGUUCCCGCACAUUAUGUGGCAGUCCAGUACCUCUUCGUCUUGCUGAACGCCUCACAGGGCAUGUUCAUCUUCGCCUGUCACAUGAUGUGUAGCACACAGAUCCGGGGGCUGCUGAAGUCGCGCCUAGGGGCAGGUGUGGGUGUGGACGGGCCCAAGCAGAACUCCCAGAGUGACAGCACGGGCAACACACAGUCCGUGGAGAUGGACAUCGUCGGCGAGGGCCUCAAGACCAUCUCUUCCUCCAAGAAACGUGAGCCCUAG